AAAAAAAAUUCAUUAAUGUCUAUUUUUUAAACUUAAUCAAAAAAUACAAUAAUUGAAUAUUAAAACCCACUUUUAAUAGAAAAAUAAAAAUUAGUAAGUGAAUUUAAUAGAUAAUAUAUAUAAAGUAAUGGAUAUAAUACAAUAAAUUAUCCAGACCGUUCCUUUUAUAUAGGCUAAAUAUCUUAAAAUAAUAUAAGGGAGGGAAAAGGAAUACAUACAUAUUCUAAUUAAGACUUAUAUUUAGGAGAUUGGAAAAACGACCAAUAAAAUGGAAAUGGGGUUUAUAUAUUUUGUAAUGGCGAAAGAUAUGAAGGAUAAGUUUUAAAUGGAAGGAAGAAUGGUCGUGGAACUUAUUAUUAUGCUAAUGGAAACAUUUACUAAGGAAACUGGCAUAAUGAUUUGAAAGAAGGUUAUGGUGUAUAUAAUUAUAGUAUUAUAGGAGAAAAAUAUGAAGGUGAAUGGAAAAAAGGGGAAAGAGAUGGAAAAGGUAUUUAUUAUUAUUCAUAAGGUAAUAAAUACGAAGGAGGAUGGAAAAAAGGUAAAAAAUUUGGUUUUGGGAUUAUUAAUUAUAUAGACGGAAGCAAAUUCGAAGGAAACUUUUCAGAUGAUUUAGCGAAUGGAAAAGGAAUAAUGCAUUAUCCUGAUAAUAAAAAAUAUGAUGGUGAGUGGGUAAAUGGAUGUAGACAUGGCAUAGGAAUUUUAUAUCUCUAAGAUGGUGGAAAAUAUGAAGGAAAUUGGAAAAACGAUUAAUAAGAUGGAAUAGGUUUAUUUUUGAUGGGAAAUGGAGAUAGAUAUUAAGGCGAAUUUAAUGAUGGUUAAAGACACGGAAAAGGAAUUUGCUAUUAUAAAAAUGGAGAUAGAUACGAAGGAUAAUGGGAGUUUGAUCAAAUAAAUGGAUUUGGCACUUUUAACAUGGUCAAUGGAGAUAAAUAUUAAGGUAAAUGGUUAAAUGGGGAAAAACAUGGAUAAGGUUUAUAUGAAUUCUAAAAUAAAGAUUUUUAUAAUGGAUUAUGGGUUAAUGGCGAAAGAAAUGGAUAAGGUUUUUAUUAAUGGAAUAAUGGAUAAACUUAUAAUGGAGAAUGGAAAGAUGAUUAAAUUAAUGGAUAUGGAAAAAUUACUUAAGCUGAUGGAAAUUGUAUUUAAGGCUAUUUUAAAGACAACGUGGCACCUGUUUGAAUGACUAUUUUUUCUGCUAAAAAUUCUAAUAUUUUUAUGAUAAUUUAAUAACUAUUAUUUUAUUUAUUAUUUUUAGUUUCGAUGACUUUUGUUUUGUUUUUUUUAUUACUUUUAACUUUUAUUUACU
Molecule: messenger RNA, 1303 nt
Organism: Ichthyophthirius multifiliis
Lineage: Eukaryota; Ciliophora; Oligohymenophorea; Hymenostomatida
Product: MORN repeat protein
Exons: 5
Cellular component (GO): cytosol
Source: RefSeq, a predicted model, not a curated record